CCUAUCAACAAUACAGAGCGAUUGCCUCGCGCGCCACAUUCCUCCUGCCCCGCCCCGCCCCCGCCUCAGCCAGAGGAGGCGGAGCGCUGAUUGACGGGCCACCUUUCCCUCGGCAGCGCGCUGUUGCUGCCGCCGCUGUGUCAAGCGCGCGCCUGCCCGCCGCUUUCCUGCCGAGAGCUGCUGCCUCGCGCCGUCUCAUGCCCUUUUCCAGACACUGUUUUCUCCACGGCUUUUAUCUACAUCUCUCGCUGUCUGUCGUCGCGUGUGUGCGUGCGGUGGCUACGGCUGCUCUAGCCGCCUAAAAUGACUACUGUUUAAGUGCCAUAGAAUAAAUGGCGUCCAAAGUAACAGAUGCUAUAGUCUGGUACCAGAAAAAGAUUGGGGCAUAUGACCAGCAAAUAUGGGAAAAAUCUGUAGAACAAAGAGAAAUCAAGGGUUUGAAGAACAAACCAAAGAAAACUGGACAUGUGAAGCCAGAUCUCAUAGAUGUUGAUCUUGUAAGAGGCUCUGCCUUUGCUAAAGCUAAACCUGAAAGUCCAUGGACCUCUCUGACUCGAAAGGGAAUUGUUAGAGUUGUUUUCUUCCCAUUCUUCUUCAGGUGGUGGUUACAAGUGACAUCAAAGCUUAUUUUCUUCUGGCUCCUUGUUCUAUAUCUUCUCCAAGUUGCUGCAGUAGUAUUAUUCUAUACAAUAGAAGGCCCACAUAAUAUACCUCUGACUGAAGUAAUAGGGCCAGUAUGGCUCAUGUUACUCCUUGGAACUGUGCAUUGCCAGAUUGUCUCCACAAGAACACCUAAACCACCUCCAAGUACAGGAGGGAGAAGGCGAAGGAAAUUAAGGAAAGCAGCACAUUUGGAAGUACAUAGGGAAGGAGAUGGCUCUAGUACCACAGAUAACACACAGGAAGGAACAGUGCAGACCUACGGUACAAGCACAUCUUACAGUAUUGGUGCUGUCUUCAGAGAUAUCUGGCAUGCCGCUUUCUUUUUAUCAGGAGCAAAGAAAGCAAAGAAUUCAAUAGAUAAGUCAACAGAGACUGACAAUGGGUACGUCUCCCUUGAUGGAAAAAAGACAGGUAAAUGCAAUGAAGACAGUUUACAAUCCCAGGAGCCGCACAGUGACAUUAUCCGAUCAGAAGAGAUGUGCUGGGGCGCAGGGACAGUCAGAAAUCCAUACCACCACCCUAACCAUCACAAAGAUACGAACAGAACAGUGACAAAUGUGUCUGAUGAAGUGUCAAGUGAGGAAGGGCCAGAUACUGGAUAUCACUUGCGCCGUAAUGCAGAACGUGUUUCCAGUGACUGUGUAUUUCGAAACAGAAAAUCCCAUCAUUAUAAGAAACAUUAUCCUGUAGAGGAUGUUCCUAAAUCGGGCACUAGUUGCAGUUCUCGAUGUUCAAGUUCCAGACAAGAUUCUGAGAGCACAAGGCCAGAGUCUGAGACGGAAGAUGUGUUGUGGGAGGACCUUUUGCAUUGUGCAGAGUGCCGUUCAUCCUGUAGCAGUGAAACAGAUGUGGAAAACUCUCAAGUAAAUUGUAUGAAAAAGGAGUAUAGAGAUGACCCAUUUCAUCAGAGCCACUUGCCCUGGUUCCAUAGUUCUAACCCUGGGCUGGAAAAAGUGAGUGCUAUUGUUUGGGAAGGUAAUGACUGCAAAAAAGCUGAUAUGUCAGUGCUUGAAAUCAGUGGCAUGAUCAUGAACAGAGUGAAUAGCUAUAUACCAGGAAUAGGAUAUCAGAUUUUGGGGAAUGUUGUGUCUCUAAUCCUUGGCUUAACACCAUUUGUAUUUCGACUUUCUCAAGCUAAGGAUUUGGAGCAUCUAGCUACACAUUCUGCUAUUGAACUUUAUACUAUUGCAUUUGGGUCAAAUGGAGGCAUAAUGGUUCUUUCCAUGGUUAUGAUAUGCUUCAUAGUUCGUGUAUCCCUUGUAUGGAUUUUCUUUUUUCUCUUAUGUGUGGCUGAGAGAACCUACAAACAGAGGCUACUCUUUGCCAAACUCUUUGGUCACUUAACAUCUGCAAGAAGGGCACGAAAGUCUGAGGUCCCUCACUUCCGAUUAAAAAAGGUGCAAAAUAUUAAGAUGUGGCUUUCCCUUCGCUCCUACUUGAAGCGACGAGGUCCUCAGCGGUCAGUUGAUGUAAUAGUCUCAUCUGCUUUUUUGUUGACUAUUUCAGUUGUAUUUAUCUGCUGUGCACAGUUGCAUCAUGUGCAUGAGAUCUUUCUUGAUUGUCACUACAAUUGGGAACUAGUGAUUUGGUGCAUUUCAUUAACUCUAUUUCUUCUAAGAUUUGUUACACUUGGAUCUGAAACAAGUAAAAAAUACAGCAAUACCUCAAUAUUACUUACUGAACAGAUAAAUCUGUACUUGAAAAUGGAAAAGAAACCGAACAAGAAGGAAGAACUGACAUUAGUAAACAAUGUUUUAAAACUUGCUACAAAAUUACUCAAGGAAUUGGACAGUCCCUUCAGGUUAUAUGGAUUGACAAUGAAUCCUCUGCUUUAUAACAUCACUCAAGUUGUCAUUCUCUCUGCUGUUUCUGGUGUCAUCAGUGACUUGCUUGGAUUUAAUCUAAAGCUCUGGAAGAUCAAAUCCUGACACUUUGCAAAAAGAAACUGGCACAACCCUCUGGAAACAAGAGCCGAUAAGACUAUGCUGCCUCUCAAGCAGUCACUGAUUCCUUAUUUCAGAUGUUAACGAUUUCUUCAAGGAUAUCGUUUGGGGGAAAACUGAAGUGUUUACAUCUGACUGUCUUUGUGCAAUCUUUAUAUUUAUUUUAUCUUUUUAUUUUUUGUAAACUUUAUUUUAGCAGACAUUGUAUUUUAUUUUGAAACAUGAAUAUGCUUUGGUAAUUGAAAGGGUCAAAAAUUGAGAUCCAGAUACUUGAGAUCCUGGUAAUUGAUCACACUAAAUUGCUCAAAUAACAACUGUGCUUCAUCUGUUGUGAAAGUUAAAGCCCUAAUGCUAGGCUUUUAUACUUCAACAAUGUCAUGCUGAAGUCACUUUAUUGAACAUGAACUAUAAAAUGUUUAGAACAUUUUAUUGUGUUCCAUCCUUUCAGGGGUAGUUUCAGAGCACCAGCAUAUUGUUGGUUACAGUAGAAAGUGACAUUUACUGUAAUGACAAUGCAUAGGCCAGGUAGCUACAAAAUUUUUAUAUAUAGAAAUGUAAAUGUUAGAGCCAGCAGGUUUCUUACCACCAGGAUCUUAACCAGGAUCCUAAACACAUUGAUCUGAAGUUUAAGCAUCCACUUAAUAUUAAUAAGGUAUUACAUAACAGGUCAAUAAGUGCUCUUUGAUAACAUUUUUAUUAGAGCAAUAACUGUAAGCUGUUAACAUGUCUAAAAUAUGUUUUGAUAAAUAUUAGCUAUGGUAUUUAUUUCAAACACUGGGCUGUUUGCACAGCUCUGACUGUGCCGCUCAAUAUGUGCACUUUUAUUUUUUACUUUAAUUAUCUUUAUAUAUACUAAAUAGAAUAUAUUAUGGUGGACUGUGGUGCAAUAAUGCUGCCUUGCAAGAUGAAUACUAUGGAAUGUUGAAAGAGAGAAGGUACAUUACGUAGGCUUAAGUUUAAUGCUCUCCCAUAGUACACUGUAGUAUAUGUGACUUAUACCACACACAAAAUAUAAAAAAGGAACUGGUUAACAUUGUAAAGCAAGCAACAAUUGAAAUUCUAAUUUUCAUUUUAACAAAACUGACUUUAGUUUAUCUAAAAAUACAAUAUAACAAUUAAAAAAUGUAUUCUAAAGUUCCACAAUACUACAACAAAGGGGGGGAAAAUACAGAAGGUUUCCAUUCACUUGAGAAUCGACCUGAUGGUAGCUAGGGGUCUGCACAAAACUGGUUUGCCCGGUUCAAUUCAAGUCCAAACUGGACUCAAACGGAACUGGGCAUGUUUGGUUUUGUGCCCCCUAACAGACCCUCGGCUCAGCUCAAAUUCAAGCCAGUCUAGGAGUUUUAAAGUUUCCAAUUUAAAAAGCAGCAACUCCUCCUCGAAGCCGAGUCUGGCGGUCUCAGGGGGUGCUGCCGCGGCAAUGGAGGAGAGGAUAUCUCUGCCAUCUCCCCCACUCUUCCAAAGGCUCUUUCAGCCCAUUUUCAGGGUGUUCGGGCCCCGCAUGUGCCCUGGCCAUUUCUGUUGUCUGAGUUGGUAUCAUCUAGCCCACAUUUGAGUUUGCUAACCAAAAUAUCACAGGGAACUUUGUCAAAUGCUUUGUUGAAAUCAAGAUAAAUGACAGCAAAGCAUUCCCACAAUCCACUAAGCUAGUAAACAGAUUUUUUUUUUUAAAGGAAGAUAAUGUUAGUUUGGCAGAUAACUGAACCUAUUUUGGUUCUUGGAUUUAGGAGUGUGAUUAAUUAACUGCUUUUUAUUUUAAUAUGACAAAGCAAAAAAUUCUUUACAGCCAUUAUUUUAGAUUAUACUAUGAAACUGUAAUAAGAAAUUGUGUUAAAAUCAAGUUUGGCAUUCCUAAAAUAUUAUUAGAUUAUGUGUGCAUUGUGCUUACUAUUCCAAAGUACAUCUCUUUUGGACGGUAAGCAGCAGAAAACAAUGUUGCUAUUUAAAAAUAAAAAUCACCCUAAAACAUAUAUAUCAGAAUUACUGAGAUAUAUCAAAUGUGUGGUAUAAGGUAUUUUUAUAUAUAAAGCAACAUAAGCAUUUUGUAUUUUAUUUGUUGUACUAAUGUUUAAUAAUGACCAAAGUGCAUUUUGGGUUUGGUGUGUGUGUGUGUGUGUGUGUGUGUGUGUGUUUCCUUCCAUGGAAUGUAUUACUGGAGCUUUAAGAACAUACUAUGUCUAGUUUCAUGUUAAAAAAAAAAAGGUUUGGCUCUAUGAUCUGUUCUUCUUCCUUUGUUGUCUGCUGUUGGGGUUGUGUUUCACAAUUAAGUAUAUUUUAUAGGGUGUCUUUUUCCAAAAUAUGGUACAGACCUACACGAAACUAAAUUUUGCACAGAAUAUAUUUUUUUGGGGGGGGGAAGCAGGAGUUGUGUAGAAGUAAAACAUGAUUCUCCAUUUCCACAGUCUGCUUCUGUCCUUUUUGUUUUUUAAAGGACAAACAACUGUUUUGAGAAUGAAGAUUUUUUUUUAGACACUUAAAUGUUGACUCUGAUCUUGUUAGAGUAUCAAUUUGAGGUCAAGGGAAAAGUUUGAUUGUAACUGUUUUAUACCUCAACAACUAGCAAUAUGCUGGAUUGUCGCACUAAUUAUGGCAGAGUGGAAACCUUCAAAUGAGGGCUUGCAAAUAUGAAAAUAAAAGCAGGUAUAUUCAGA
Hemicordylus capensis (graceful crag lizard) is the source of this 5257-nucleotide messenger RNA. RefSeq names its product putative homeodomain transcription factor 2 (gene PHTF2). Bases 333 to 2591 code for a protein of 752 amino acids. Gene Ontology annotation, cellular component: endoplasmic reticulum. The transcript is spliced from 18 exons. Lineage: Eukaryota; Metazoa; Chordata; Lepidosauria; Squamata; Cordylidae. The record is from RefSeq and is a predicted model, not a curated record.